CUCUCUCUCUCUCUCUCUCUCUCUCUCUCUGGCCCCUUUCCCCCUGCAGGGAGAUGAUGGAUAGCAGGAUCUUAGAACACCACCAUGCUCAGUUUGGAGGUACCUUGGCCAGCAUGGUAGGAUUCCACUACCCCCUUACUCAUCACCAUGUGUACGAGCUCACAGGACACCAACUUCAAUCUGCCAGCGUCCCCUUCACCAUAGACGGAUUACUGAGCGGCUCCUGUACGGCAUCCGUGGUCAACCCGUCCCCUCUGAUGCCGUCGGCUUGUAACGUGAACGGGGAGAGCCAGUCCUUCAAACUGUCAGACUCAUCGGAUCCAGAAAAGGACACCCCGGGAUGUAAACGGAGAAGGACGAGAACUAAUUUCACCGGUUGGCAACUGGAGGAGUUGGAAAAAGCCUUCAACGAGAGCCAUUAUCCAGAUGUGUUCAUGAGAGAGGCGCUAGCAUUGAGACUCGACCUGGUGGAGUCUCGGGUUCAGGUUUGGUUUCAAAACCGCAGAGCGAAAUGGAGAAAGAAGGAAAACACCAAGAAAGGACCUGGCCGACCAGCGCAUAACUCGCACCCUACAACGUGUAGCGGAGAGCCCAUGGACCCGGAAGAGAUCGCCCGCAGGGAGAUGGAAAAGAUGGAGAAGAAGAAACGGAAGCAGGAAAAGAAACUUCUGAAAUCCCAGAACAAGCUGCUGCACUCGGAGAUGGAGUGCAAUAUUGCUUCCUCUGGUUCGGAGUCAGACAGCAGCGUGGUUCACCUGCAACCUGGUACAGCACACACCGAGGCCAGUCAGCACUCCCCAAACACCAGCAGGGCGCCUACUGCCACCAACUGUGAACAAACCGACCAAAAGGUCUCCCACCACCAAAGAAACGCGUCCCAGAAUAAUCCCAGUCGAUCUUCAGAUGUGGACUCUAAUCGGGACAAAGCUCCGAGUUAUCUGUGCACGAACGCUCGUUCUUCCAGUCUGACCAAGUGCGAUCAGAAAACAAACCCUUUCAGCGUGGAAAGUCUGCUUUCCGAUAGCACGCCGCGGCGCAAGCCUCACUAUGACUACCCAGCCUUACCAAACCCCCGAGCCGUCAUUGGGAAGGGACAUUUCCUUCUCUACCCCAUUACCCAACCUCUAGGUUUCAUCGUUCCCCAAACCAGUAUCAGGACACCGCCCGUCCAAACCUCAUCUCCCUCCAGGCCAGACACAACCGCCCCAGAAACAGACCAGGCGCUUGCCACUUAUCCCGGGACAAACUCAAACUCAACACAAGCCAGCUGUCCCGGUUUAGAGUCGAGCUCAGCACAGACCAGCUACCCCGGGACAACUCCAGGAGCCACACAAGCCAACUAUCUCGAUCCAAAUUCCAGCCCGCCUCAGUCAAAUAAAGCUCUGGCCUCGGAGGGUCCAGAUGAACUGACCCAACAGAGCGCAGACUCUCCCGAGCCAGUAAACACAAACUGCCCUUCAGAACAUACGACAGAGUGUGAAGAGGUGGAUAUGGACUAAGCUCAGAGACUGGAAACUAACACCGCAUCUGCAAAGCAGACACAACAAAACAAAGAAACAAGACAGAGAGAGGAAUGGAAAAUUAGGACUUUCUCGUAAAAUUCACUAGAUAAACAUGUCGUUUCAGUUUAUUUAGUUUGUUUGCUAUGCAGGUGGAUUUCUGUGUGAAUUUUCACUGACCAGGCGAUGCGUUCAGAUAUUAACCCAGCCCUGUUUUCACUAAGCGGUGCCAAAACAGUUUAUCUUCUCUCUCCAUAUAUAUAUUCACACACAUACACUGUUAACACCAGUGUCUGGACGCAAUGUAUAAAAACCACAAAUCCUCUCCUCAUUGUGUAAAAC
This is a messenger RNA of Rhincodon typus (whale shark), 1841 nucleotides long. It is a transcript of the gene uncx, whose product is annotated as UNC homeobox. Gene Ontology annotation, biological process: regulation of DNA-templated transcription. Bases 54 to 1499 code for a protein of 481 amino acids. The transcript has 3 exons. Gene Ontology annotation, molecular function: DNA-binding transcription factor activity, RNA polymerase II-specific; sequence-specific double-stranded DNA binding. The record is from RefSeq and is a predicted model, not a curated record. NCBI's taxonomy places the organism in Eukaryota, Metazoa, Chordata, Chondrichthyes, Orectolobiformes, Rhincodontidae.